Molecule: messenger RNA, 1020 nt
Organism: Trichogramma pretiosum
Lineage: Eukaryota; Metazoa; Arthropoda; Insecta; Hymenoptera; Trichogrammatidae
Product: IQ domain-containing protein G
Exons: 5
Coding region: 169-1020 (283 amino acids)
Biological process (GO): cilium organization
Cellular component (GO): cytoplasm; motile cilium
Molecular function (GO): protein binding
Source: RefSeq, a predicted model, not a curated record
GUUCAGCAGCAGCAGCAGCGUCGUGCCGCCAGCACUGCUGCCAAUGUCGACGGUCGUCGUCCUGGAAGGUCGGAUUUUCUGAUGGAACGUGCAAAAUUUAAUCGACGGGGAAACAAAAUCAUUCUAUUUUUUAUUGUUGCAUGUUAGUAUAGAUCUGCCUUACGAGCGAUGGACGAGGAAGCGGCCUUCGACGCGGCCUACGUCGAGAUGAUUUUCGACAAGCUCGUGCGCGACAGCCAAUGGGUAGAAGAGCUGAUGCACUCGUCGAGAGACUCGCUGAUGAUCAAAGGCAGCCUGGAUCUUUUGAUAAGCCAAGUCGACGAGAAAGUGGCCGAAAAGAGUAACGAGGAUGAUUUGCUGGAGAGGGCGAGAGAGGGCCAGAAGCUAUUGGAUUUAAAAUUGCAAGAGGUCGAAGAGGCGCGCAAGAGCCGCGCCGAGCACGAGGCAGGCUUGAAAGCUCAAUUUUUCAAACUCAAGAAUGAGAAGGAGCGGCUUGAAAUCAAAUCGAAAGCCGAGACGGAGUACGUCGAGGCGUGGCUGGACUCGUCGCGCGAGCAGCGCCAGCUCGGGGCCGAGUGGGCCCUGGCCGAUCUCAGGAGCCAACUGGAAGAGUGCCGGCUGCGCGAGAGCAACGAGCGCCUCGUUAAUCGGCAGAUCGUCGACUUUUUAAAGGACAGCAUCGAGGAAAACGAGCGCGACUCGGAAAAUUGGGUUGAGCGUCGCCGGACUGAGACCAAAGUCUACGAGAGGGACAUCCGUAAGCUUCAGGACGAGAUUGAACAGAAGCGCGCGGCAUUAGCCCAACUUCAGCUGGAGUACCAGCAGAGGCAGGAAUUCAUCGAUUUGUGCGAAGCCGAGAACGAGGCCGAGCGAAGGAGGUUGCAGCACGAGGCCCACCGCCAGAGAUGCGCCCUGAGGAUACAGGCCUGGUGGCGCGGCUGCAUGGUCAGGCACAAAUUGGGCCCCUACAGGCCGGAGGAUCGACGCGGCCGCAAGCGUCAGCCCAAAGCGAAGAAGUGA